Molecule: messenger RNA, 465 nt
Organism: Arachis duranensis
Lineage: Eukaryota; Viridiplantae; Streptophyta; Magnoliopsida; Fabales; Fabaceae
Exons: 2
Coding region: 1-465 (154 amino acids)
Source: RefSeq, a predicted model, not a curated record
AUGGCCUAUAAGACCCCAUUAGGGAUGAGUCCCUUUUGGAUCAUUUAUGGGAAGGCAUGCCACUUCCCAGUUGAAAUUGAGUAUAAGGCUUAUUGGGCGGUUAAGCAGUGUUGCAUGGAUGUCACCAAGGUAGGUAUAGCCAGGAAAUUGCAGCUAGAGGAACUUGAGUGCCUUAGGAUAGAGGUCUAUGAGAAUGCAAGGAUUUACAAAGAGCAAACUAAGGCAUUCCAUGAUCACAAUAUCCGCAAGAAAGAUUUUCAAGAAGGAAAGCUCCGUUCAAGGUGGGAUGGUCCCUUUAGACUGAAGAAGGUAAAGCCUUAUGGUGUGGUCGAGCUAGUCCACCCUCAAUGUAGUGUAACAUUCAAAGUGAAUAGCCAUAGGGGAAAGAAGUAUCAUGGCUACAUGUCGCCGAAGGAGUUGGAGGUGUUCCUACUUACAGAUGAACCCAAAGGAGGAGAAACUUAA